Trichomycterus rosablanca is the source of this 1315-nucleotide messenger RNA. RefSeq names its product proteasome 26S subunit, non-ATPase 13 (gene psmd13). Gene Ontology annotation, molecular function: structural molecule activity. Lineage: Eukaryota; Metazoa; Chordata; Actinopteri; Siluriformes; Trichomycteridae. Gene Ontology annotation, cellular component: nucleus; cytosol; proteasome regulatory particle, lid subcomplex. The transcript is spliced from 13 exons. Gene Ontology annotation, biological process: ubiquitin-dependent protein catabolic process. The record is from RefSeq and is a predicted model, not a curated record. The coding region runs from base 78 to 1214 and encodes 378 amino acids.
UUAGCUAGCAGACAGGCUAACGACUGCGGAACGGCAGCAGGUUUAUCGGGGGAUAGUGUUUAAUCUCACAUUUCACGAUGAAAGAUGUUCUCGGAUUCCUCAAACAGCAGCAGAGCAGGAGUUCAACACCUGAGCUCGCCACGGAAUGGCACACACUGGAGGAUUUACACAACAAAAAGUUGUGGCAUCAGCUGACCCUGAAGCUGAGUGAGUUUGUGCAGAAUCCGUGUUUCUCUCAGGGUGACGGACUCAUUCAGCUGUAUGAAAACUUCAUCAGUGAUUUUGAACACAGAAUCAACCCGCUGUCGUUAGUGGAAAUCAUCCUCCAUGUUGUCAGAAAGAUGUCAGAUCCAAACACUGCCAUCACCUUCCUGGAGAAAACGAAGGAAAAGGUGAAGGUGAGCGAUGAAGCGGUGAUCCUGUGUAAAACGGUCAUCGGCAGCCUGAAGCUGGACAUCAACGAUCUGCCCGCUACUAAAAAGCUGAUCGAGGAGGUGGAGGAGAUGCUGAACGCGUUACCAGGAGUGACGUCUGUGCACGGACGCUUCUACGAUCUGUCCAGUAAAUAUUACCGAAUCGUCGGAAACCACGCCAUGUACUAUAGAGACGCUCUGCGCUACCUGGGCUGCGUGGACGCCAAAGACCUGCCAGGGGCCGAGCAGCAGGAGCGAGCCUUCACGCUGGGCUUGGCGGGCCUGCUCGGAGAGGGCGUGUACAAUUUCGGAGAGCUGCUGAUGCACCCGGUGCUGGAGUCUCUGAAGAACACGGAUAAGCAGUGGCUGAUCGAGACGCUCUACGCCUUCAACUCCGGGAACGUGGAGAAGUUCCAGGUUUUGAAGUCGGCCUGGGGGCAGCAGCCUGAUCUGGCAGCGCAGGAGGACAAACUGAUGCAGAAGAUCCAGCUGUUGUGUGUGAUGGAGAUGACUUUCACCAGACCAGCGAAUAACAGGACGCUGACGUUCCAGGAAAUCUCUCAGAGUACCAAAGUGCCGGUCAAUGAGAUGGAGCUGCUGGUGAUGAAGGCUCUGUCGGUCGGACUGCUCAGAGGAAGCAUUGAUGAGGUGGACCAGAGGGUUCACAUGACCUGGGUCCAACCACGAGUCCUGGAUCUGCCUCAGAUCAAGGGGAUGAAGGAUCGGCUGGACGUCUGGUGUGCAGACGUGAAGGACAUGGCGGUGCUGGUGGAGCAUCAGGCCCAGGAUAUUCUCACAUAAACACACACACACACACACACACUGAACAACAUUUAUUAUUCUGUCAUACUUAUACGUGCAUGACGUCGUGAUGUAUUUCAUUAAAGAGAUUUUCACACAGA